Tinamus guttatus (white-throated tinamou) is the source of this 2195-nucleotide messenger RNA. RefSeq names its product RPA1 related single stranded DNA binding protein, X-linked (gene RADX). NCBI's taxonomy places the organism in Eukaryota, Metazoa, Chordata, Aves, Tinamiformes, Tinamidae. Gene Ontology annotation, molecular function: single-stranded DNA binding. The record is from RefSeq and is a predicted model, not a curated record.
AACAACGAUGACCCCUACGGCGACAUGUGGGUGGCCGAGAAGCCUCCCGCGCGAGUGGACGUCGACGUCUCCAGGUUGACUUCUCUUGGUCACCUGGAAAUGACGUGGAGAAGCAGAGUUCACUUCCAGCCGCUGCUCGUGAGGGUCCUGCACAAAUCUAGACUAAGGUACUACGGGAAACCAGACAAAAAGCUGGAUAUGCCCUAUCAGGCAUACUUUGAAGUUGCUGAUGGUUCAGGCAUGAUGUCCAUGGUGUUGUGGAAUUCAUUAUGUCCUGAGUGGUAUAACAGUAUGAAGGUUGGCACAGUGCUGCUUCUUGAGCAGUAUGCUGUCAAAAACAGUUAUCCAUUUAAAACACAGCCAACCCCAGGGGAUUCACAGAUGAAGAGAUUUGCUACAAUUGAAAUCAGCUUGAACGUUCGAGACCCACCUACUAAAAUAAGUAUUAUUCCAGAGGACAUGGUGAAGCCAGAAUGGGGAUUACCUGAAGUAAAAUAUCGAUUUAUCACAAGGUCAGAACUGGAUGCCUUACCAAACAAUCAUUCCUGUGACGUUAUUGGUCUUGUGACAUUUGUAGGAAGGGCUGAAAGAGCAAGAAAGAGAGAGCAUGGUGAAGACUUCUGGCUCUAUCGCUGGGUACAUGCCAUUGAUGGGACCUCAGACCAACCCUUCAUUCUGGAAUUAUUUGCAACAUCUCAGCCAGAUGUGUUUGAGCACAUUCACCCAAUGACAUACUUGGUGUGUACACAAAUGAGAGUGGUACGGGACAUCACGGAGAAUCCUUCUAAGACAAUUUAUCUUACAACUUCAAAUGAAAGUCAAAUAUUCAUUACAGGGUGGCACAAGGGUCAGCCAUACAUCAAGGAUACCAAAGUGAAAAACUUCAUUCAGUGGAUUAAAACGCAACGUGAAGCUGAUCAAAUGAAGAAAACUGUCAUUGGUGGCUAUUACCCUUUUCCACGACCCCCAGAUAACUUUCUGAGAUAUUGUAAAAACAGUAAAGUUGAAUCAAUUCUGAAAGCAAUAGGUGAAAUGGGGAGUGAGAUUGAAGACUUGCACUACAGGGAGCACAAGCGCAUCGCUAUUCAGGGAAUAAUUAGUGCCAUAAGAUACAUCAGCUGUAGUAGCAUGGCUGAAGAUGCCUCAGGAGUGGAACCUGCUCAGAAAGAUACUUCUCAGUCUGUUGAAAGUUCUUCCCCGUCAAAAGAAGAUAGUGUUCACAGGGAAAAAACCCGAAACCUUAAAAAUAAAGAAGUCAAGUCUCCUCUUGGUGGACAUUGCUCUCCUGGGGAACAACAUCAACAUCAAGCUUUCAUAACAAAAAAGAGAACGGUCAAGAGAAAGAGAACACGCAGUUUACGUACAGAUACUGAACAGGGAAGUGCGUCCCGUAUGCCUGUGUCAUCUUACCGUUAUUUCACAAGAUCUGCAAGAAGAAAAUUAGGCUUGAGUGAAUUUCAACAUGAAGAUUUUGUGCAAGAUAGAAAUGGACAGGCCGUAUCAGAGAGCUUACAAUACUGUGCAGACCAAGAUGGAAUGAAUGAAAUACCUGAACCUGAAGAGACUGGAAGAACUUGUGAUUCAUGGCAGAGUGACCUAUGGACGCAAGUGAAAGACAAGUUAAUGAAAUACUUGCAUCACAGCACAGUUUUCCCAGAAAGCAUCCCACGUAAAUUUGACUAUGUACACAAAGACUUACUUAUGCAACUGUACAACCUUCAUGCAGCAGUCCACCAGCCGAAAGACCAUAGUUCAGAUAAAAACAUCAGUGAAUUUAAAAGUGCUAGUGGCCUUGGGCAUUAUGAAGUGACAGUACUUGGUAUAAACCAUGAUGUUGCAAUAGAUGUUGCAUUUCUCCCACUGUUUUGUCCUGAUACUCACUUAUUCCAAACAGAAGACAUUCAAAAUGAUACAUUAUUAUCUUGUAUGAGUUGCAUCUCUGCAUGUCAACAGAAGGCUAGUAGCACUGGAGGGCUUCAUGGCAUGUUUCCACUUUCAAGUGAAACUGUAAAAGCAGCAAUGGACCUAGAUGGCAAACAUGUUGUCUGCAUCUUGGACAUCUGUCACUUGGGUGAUGAUAAGGUGGAAGUCUUUCUGAGCAAAAUCUACACGACAGUGGAACCUGAUGUGCUGGAUCCAGUGUAACUUGAUAACUUAUUCUUCACACUUAUUCAAAAAGAGGGAAAUAAAAUUGC